AUGGCAGCCGCCACCGCCUUGCUCCGCUCUCUCCGACGCCGCGACCUUCCCACUUCCUCUCUCUCCGCCUUUCGAUCGUUGACAAGCGGAACGAAGACAUCUUAUGUAGGUCACAAGUGGGCUAGUUUGUCUCGACCAUUCAGUUCAAAGCCUGCUGGUAAUGAUGUCAUUGGAAUUGAUCUGGGUACUACCAAUUCAUGUGUGGCUGUUAUGGAGGGAAAGAAUCCAAAAGUCAUUGAGAAUUCUGAAGGAGCACGAACAACACCAUCUGUCGUUGCCUUUAACCAGAAAGGGGAGCUUCUUGUUGGUACACCAGCCAAGCGUCAGGCUGUGACUAACCCAACAAACACUCUUUUCGGAACCAAGCGACUGAUCGGUAGGCGGUUUGAUGAUCCCCAAACUCAGAAGGAGAUGAAGAUGGUACCAUUCAAGAUUGUUAGGGCACCCAACGGAGAUGCUUGGGUUGAAGCCAAUGGCCAGCAGUACUCUCCCAGCCAAAUUGGUGCUUUUGUUCUCACCAAGAUGAAGGAAACUGCUGAAUCAUAUCUUGGAAAGUCAGUUUCAAAAGCUGUAAUUACUGUACCAGCUUACUUCAAUGAUGCUCAAAGGCAAGCAACAAAAGAUGCUGGUAGAAUUGCUGGUCUUGAUGUUCAGAGAAUCAUCAAUGAGCCCACUGCUGCUGCACUUUCAUAUGGGAUGAACAACAAGGAGGGUCUCAUUGCAGUUUUUGAUCUUGGAGGUGGAACUUUUGAUGUGUCCAUAUUAGAGAUUUCUAAUGGUGUUUUUGAGGUGAAAGCAACUAAUGGUGACACUUUCUUGGGAGGAGAGGAUUUUGAUAAUGCUUUAUUGGACUUUCUGGUGAAUGAAUUCAAAAGAUCUGAGAGUAUUGACCUUUCAAAGGAUAGGCUUGCCUUGCAGAGGCUUCGGGAAGCUGCGGAGAAAGCAAAAAUAGAACUAUCUUCAACAUCUCAAACAGAAAUCAAUCUUCCUUUCAUCACUGCUGAUGCAUCUGGUGCAAAGCAUCUGAACAUCACAUUGACAAGAUCCAAGUUUGAGGCUUUGGUUAACCACUUGAUUGAAAGGACAAAGGCACCGUGUAAGAGCUGCUUGAAGGAUGCUAACGUAUCCAUCAAGGAUGUUGAUGAGGUUCUUCUUGUUGGAGGGAUGACCCGUGUGCCUAAAGUCCAGGAGGUGGUUUCAGAGAUCUUUGGAAAGAGUCCUAGCAAAGGAGUAAAUCCUGAUGAGGCAGUUGCCAUGGGAGCAGCUAUUCAGGGUGGUAUCUUACGUGGAGAUGUUAAAGAGCUGUUACUCCUAGAUGUCACUCCACUUUCUCUGGGUAUUGAGACUUUGGGUGGUAUAUUUACCAGGUUGAUCAACCGUAACACCACAAUUCCUACAAAAAAGAGCCAGGUGUUUUCAACAGCAGCUGACAAUCAGACUCAGGUUGGUAUUAAGGUUCUACAAGGGGAGCGGGAAAUGGCUACAGACAACAAAACGCUUGGAGAAUUUGAGCUUGUUGGCAUUCCUCCUGCCCCAAGAGGUAUGCCUCAGAUUGAAGUCACAUUCGACAUAGAUGCCAACGGGAUUGUUACUGUCUCUGCCAAAGACAAAUCCACUGGGAAAGAACAGCAAAUCACCAUCCGAUCAUCUGGAGGACUCUCAGAAGAUGAGAUCGAUAAGAUGGUCAGAGAAGCAGAGUUGCAUGCUCAGAGAGACCAAGAAAGAAAGGCUCUCAUUGACAUUAGAAACAGUGCAGAUACAACCAUCUACAGCAUUGAGAAGAGUUUAGGAGACUACAGAGAGAAGAUUCCCAGUGAAGUGGCCAAAGAGAUUGAAGAUGCAGUAUCAGAUUUGAGAACGGCAAUGGCAGGGGACAAUGCUGAUGAAAUUAAGUCAAAGCUUGACGCAGCAAACAAAGCUGUCUCCAAGAUUGGACAGCACAUGUCAGGUGGUUCUAGUGGUGGUUCCUCAACUGGAGGUUCUCAGGGUGGUGACCAAGCUCCUGAGGCGGAGUAUGAGGAAGUCAAGAAGUGA
This is a messenger RNA of Sphenostylis stenocarpa, 2034 nucleotides long. The record is from the annotation of a GenBank genome assembly. Lineage: Eukaryota; Viridiplantae; Streptophyta; Magnoliopsida; Fabales; Fabaceae.